AUGGAAGGACGACCAGUGAGCAGAGUACUGAUAGACGGCGGCGCAUUUGCUAACCUGAUGCCGUUUCAGACAUUCAGAAAGUUAGGGAAAACAAAGGACGAUUUAAUACCAACCUCAGUGCGAGCUACAUAUUUUAUGGGAAACUCAUACAAACUAGCGGGAAUUGCUACCGUUGAGGUUCAAGAGGUAGAAGCAGAGAAUGAUCCAUUCGCAACGGAGGUCAUAGCUGUAGAUGCGACUUUCUACUAUUCGAAGAUGAUUCCAUUGUCGGAAGUGAUCGCCUCCAUUCCUAACGAGGGAAAUUAUGAAUGUGUGUUUAGCGAUAACCAACUCUAUUACAAGUUCAGAGCCGUCCAGAGCUGGCCAUUUGGAAAACCUUGGGCCGCCCGAAAUAGGCUUUGUUACGCAACCUCCAGAGCUAGCCAGAGUAAAUCCCGUGGAAGGAGCAAACAACUUAGAGGAAAGUCCAUUGGCAGUUCAGAAUCAUCCAGGGAAAUUUUCGAUGAAGUAGAAUUACCGUCACCCGUGCACAAAACAUAUCCAGCGUUCCAGGCCCAAGAUCCGCUGGAGGAUGUUGAUUUGAGUAUCGAUGGAGUUCCACGGGUCACCAAAGUUAGUGCAUUGUUAACAUUAGAAGAUCGAGCUACCUUGGUAAUACUUAUAAAGGAAUACCGGGAUUGUUUCGCUUGGGAUUAUGAUGGAAUGCCAGGCUUGGCUCGAGAACUCGUGGAACAUCGGCUACCUAUGAAAGUCGGAUACAAACCCCACAAGCAGCCGCCGCGAAUGUUUAAUCCAGAUGUGUACCCAAAGAUCAAGGAAGAAAUUCAGCGGCUUUUAGGGGCAGGAUUAAUUCGGACUUGUCGAUACCCGGAAUGGGUUUCCAAUGUUGUCCCCGUACUCAAGAAAAAUGGCAUAUUGUGGGUAUGCGUCGAUUAUCGCAAUCUGAAUUUGGCAACACCUAAAGAUGAAUACAUUAUGCCUAUCGCCGAUAUGUUAGUGGACGGAGCCGCCAUGAACGGGAGUCUGUCAUUUAUGGAUUGGUAUUCCGGUUAUAACGAGAUUUUCAUAGCCGAUGAGGAUGUUGCAAAAACGGCAUUCCGAUGCCCAGAGGCCCUUGGAGUAUAUGAAUGGGUGGUGAUGCUGUUUGGGUUGAAGAAUGCUGGAGCGACUUACCAGCGAGCAAUGAAUACCAUAUUUCACGAUUUAAUUGGGCAGUCGAUGGAAGUUUACAUCGAUGAUAUAGUGGUGAAAUCCAAGAGUUUCUUGGAACAUCUAGUGGAUCUCGAGCAAGCUUUCCGGCGAAUGAGGCACUAUAAUUUGAAGAUGAAUCCAGUGACGUGCGCAUUCGGAGUGGCCUCCGGAAACUUUUUGGGUUUCAUGGUGCAUAAUAAGGGUAUCGAGGUGGAUAGUAACAAAAGGAAAGCUAUCAUCAACGCCCGACUGCCUGAGAAUCUGAAAAAAGUUCAAGGAUUCCUUGGACAAGUCAACUUUUUGCGAAGAUUUUUUUCAAACGCUACAGGCAAGCUUAAAGCUUUUUCCACACUACUCAAGUUACGAAAAACAGAGGAGUUUGUGUGGAAGCCGCCACACCAGCAGGCUUUCGAAGCUAUUAAGGAAGCCAUGGCCAAUCCACCGGUGUUGAUGCCACUGCAAGCAGGCAAACCUCUAUGCUUGCCAGCUUUAAGAGGGAGACAAGCGAGAUGGGCUGUAAAGCCGGCCGUAUUUGAUCUAUGGUAUGUGCCAAUUAAAGCUGUUAAAGGGCAGGUCAUUGCUAAUAUUUUGGCAGAUCAUCCGAGCUCGGUAUUUAACCAAUCGGCUGAUCGUAUGGAAGUUGUUAUUAGUCCGAUGCCAUUGAUCUUGAAGUUUGAUGGUUCUAGCACACAGACCAGCGCUGGAGCUGGGGUCUUUAUUGAGAGCCCAUGGGGAAAAAAGUGGACCGUUUCCAGAUUAUUGGCACCUGGAUUUACUAAUAAUCAAGCAGAGUAUAAAGCUUUAUUAGUUGGACUAAGGAUUCUCCAUAAAAAUGGAGCUAAGGCGAUCAGAGUUCAAGGCGAUUCACAAUUGAUUUUGAAGCAAAUUUCCAGUGAGUUCCAAUGCAAAGAUGAAAAAGUAAGAAGCCUUCGAAUGGAGGUAGAUACUAUGUUGCAGAAUUUUGACGAUGCAAUUGUGGAAUUCACACCUCGCGCUGAAAACGGAAUAGCUAAUGAUUUAGCUGAAGAAGCCUCUGGGUAUAAGUCAUCCGCCGUAGGAAAAUUCAAGUCAGGAGCCGCCGAUGGAAUGUUAAUGAAAUGCGUAGAUACUCAAGAAGCCAUGAAGGUGAUGGGUGAAGUGCAUGAAGGGAUUUGUGGAGCACACAGAUCCGAAUUAGUCAUGAGAUGGACGAUCCGACAGUAUGGCGGAAGAAAUGCAAGCAGUGGUGAAGCCAUGGCCAUUCCGGGGAUGGGCGAUGGAUAUCAUUGGGAAGAUCCAUCCGCCAUCCUCCAGACGACACUUGUUCAUAUUGUGGCCACAGAUUGUUUCACAAAGUGGAUAGAAGCUGUACCAUUGGCCAACGUAACAUAUCAGGAAGUGAUCAAGUUCAUUAAGGAAGACAUUAUUCACCGGUAUGGAAUCCUGCAGACGAUUACGGCCGAUCAAAGUACUAUUUUUACCAGCGAUAGAGCGGCCGCCUUCGCCGCACAGUACCGGAUUGCUCUUUUGCAUUCGUCUCCACAUUACGCGCAAGCGAAUGGGCUGGCCGAAGCAGCCAACAAGGUCUUGAUUCGGGUAAUUAAAAAGGCCGUGGAAGAUAACCCGAGAAGAUGGCACGAAGUGUUAGGGGAGGCUUUAUGGGCUUGUAGGCAAUACUAA
Messenger RNA from Andrographis paniculata, 2850 nucleotides. RefSeq lists its product as uncharacterized. Bases 1 to 2850 code for a protein of 949 amino acids. NCBI's taxonomy places the organism in Eukaryota, Viridiplantae, Streptophyta, Magnoliopsida, Lamiales, Acanthaceae. The transcript is spliced from 6 exons. Gene Ontology annotation, molecular function: RNA-DNA hybrid ribonuclease activity; nucleic acid binding. The record is from RefSeq and is a predicted model, not a curated record. Gene Ontology annotation, biological process: DNA integration.